AUGUACCACAGCACCCAACGUGCCGGUGACUCUGUCCGAGCCAGGCCUGGUGUCAUGACUGUCCUCGGGGGAGGGCGCAGGGAGCAGGCCUGGCCAGGGUCUGUGCCAGGGGAAAGCGGCUCAGCGCCUGGCAUCCGCCGAGCGGUGGACAGGGGCGAGCGCUCCGGCCGAGCUCCCCCUGCGCACGACGCCCAGCCCACACCCUCGGUGCCUGGCUGCGGGGACUGCGUGAGAGAAAGGCAGCCCCGCCUCGCGGGCUGCAGCUCUGUAUUGGGGUGCCCUGGGGAGAGGCUCCAGCCCGCCCUAUCUGCUCACCGCCGCGAGAUGGUGGCGGCAGCUGCUGCGCCCGCGGGGAGGGAUCUGCCCGCCCGGAGAAGCCCUUUGGCUGGAGGGGGAGGGGCCGCUGCCUCUGGGGUCCCGCCAGGGGGUCUGGGGCGCCCCGCCGCCCCGCCCCCACCUGUGUCGCCCUCAGCCAGCAGAUCCUGCAGACCCCUGCCCCGCCCGGGCUCGGGGCAGGGGCCGCACCUUCCCCAGGAGGGCGCCAGAGAGGGGCUUGCCCAAGGUCACCAGCAGCGUGGUGGCAGAGCUGACCUGUCAGCUGUCGCCUACGAGGCAGCAGACAGGCCACUUCAGAGGGUGCCUGAGGGCCUGGGACCCGGGAGACACAGUGGCCCUGCCUGUGAUGGCCGCCAGGGCCCUGCUGCAAGGGACAUCACAUGGACAGGCAUGCGAGAUGCAGGGGUGGAGUCCAGGGGACCAAGACGAAGUCCAUCCUGGACCAAAGGACAGGAGACAGAAGAGUGCCAGGCAGCGGACGUGGGCCCUGCUGCCCGCAGCACUAAGCAGGCCGCUCCCAGGCCCUGGCGGGGCUGGGCCCUGGCCGUGCAGCCAGGCUCCGUGCUUUACCGCCGGUUGCUCCCUGGUUCUUUCACAGCCCGGAACGUGAAAACAAGGAGCAGGCGGUGGUCACGGCGGCCCCAGGCUGAGCCUCUGAGAAGCUGCUGCUUGGCCAGGCCUAGUCCUGGUGCUGGGCUUUGCAAGGUCAGGGGCGGUCUGUCCUCAACCCCACUGAUCUGCCUGCGAGGCUUAGACUCCUAGUGGCCAAAGUCCUGGUGGCUGGAUUGCUAAAACCCAAUGCUCCGCAUCCACACAGCUGUGGACCCCCGAAGCUUCA
This is a messenger RNA of Chinchilla lanigera (long-tailed chinchilla), 1174 nucleotides long. Its product is annotated as translation initiation factor IF-2-like. The record is from RefSeq and is a predicted model, not a curated record. NCBI's taxonomy places the organism in Eukaryota, Metazoa, Chordata, Mammalia, Rodentia, Chinchillidae. The transcript is spliced from 5 exons. Bases 1 to 1098 code for a protein of 365 amino acids.